Messenger RNA from Drosophila biarmipes, 1398 nucleotides. RefSeq names its product parafibromin. Gene Ontology annotation, molecular function: RNA polymerase II complex binding. The transcript is spliced from 2 exons. Gene Ontology annotation, cellular component: Cdc73/Paf1 complex. Gene Ontology annotation, biological process: transcription elongation by RNA polymerase II; positive regulation of transcription elongation by RNA polymerase II. NCBI's taxonomy places the organism in Eukaryota, Metazoa, Arthropoda, Insecta, Diptera, Drosophilidae. The coding region runs from base 81 to 1238 and encodes 385 amino acids. The record is from RefSeq and is a predicted model, not a curated record.
UCACCUCAAUACAAAAAGUAACUAACAAUCAGGCGUUGUCAGAUUAAUGGUGCUUUCGUUUCUUCCGUCUAGCAGUUUAAAUGUCUAAAAGAGCAAACCAAUCUGAAAUGGACUUGAGUUCGAAAACCCUUUCCCAGACCAUGACCGUCGAGGCCAUAGCGGCCAUCAAGGCCAAACGCAUGGCUAUGAAAAAGGAUCUCGAUGUCGAGGGCAAGCGGAAAAGAACGCUGCAGCGGGAGCAGGAUCGUCAGGAGCACGAAGAGCAAGCGGAGUUCUGCAAGCGGACUAUGGAGCGCGAAUGGCAGCAUCGCACUCGCGAGGAGCAGCUGCUGGGCGAGAAGGAGCUGCCUGGAGUCCUGAAGUGCUUGUCCCUCGUUUACGACUCCAAGCGUCGUCGAAUGCUGUCCAUGACGGAGGAUUCGCCUCCUGAAGGAGCCAGAAUUCAUCCGCCGCAUGGGGGGCUACAACAGGUGCCUGUGGUGCUAUCCGAACUGGAAACAAUUAAACUGGCGCCCAUGUCGAAGUACAACCGCUAUGGCCAGGAGAGAUUUCUUAGGGGCAAGCAGGAGUUUGGCAUCAACCCGCAGGGCACCCACUGGGAAAAGGUCAAAUCAUCAGACCUUAAUCCAGAACAUAGGAAGAUCGAGUCCUUGGAUAUAGAUAAGAAAAACGGAACACUGGAGAUGGCCAACAGCGCCAACAAGAGGCCCCGCUACAAUAAGCGAUUCUUACGUAUGCCCAUCAUCGUGGUUCCAGCAGCUCUGACCAGCUUGGUUACCGUUCACAACGCCAGGCAGCUUCUUCAGGAGAUGCGUUAUGUGUCCGUGGAAAAAGCCCGUCAGUCCAUGGUCUCUGGCCAGCCUACCGCGGAGGUCACCGUCGAGCAUUGCUUUCAGGGCGACCUGGUGAGCUACAGGGUCAUCGACAACGUGACCCGCCUGACCUCCGAGGAGUGGAAGCGGGUGGCCGCCUUGUUCGCCAUGGGACCCCACUGGCAGUUCAAGGACUGGCCGCACGGCGGGGACCCCGCGCUCAUCUUCCACCAGGUGUGCGCCUUCCACCUGCACUUCAAAGGCUCUCCGGUCUGCAAGGAGCUGCACAACUUGCAGGUGCACCUGCUCGCCCUUUCGCCGAACGAGCGGCACUCGGACAGCGGCAUCCUCACGGAGUUCUGGAACAAACUGGACCACCACAUGGCCGUUCAUCCCCGUCAGUUCGCGUUCAUCAAGCAGAAGUAGGGUGCUCACUUCCCCCUGGGCCACACAGAUAUGCGAUAAGCAGGAAUCAAUAAAUGAAAUUGAAUAAGCCAGAACAAAGGACGAAGGACAAAGACCGAACGCACUCACUCAAGGGGCGGUGCUGCGAUAAUAAAAAGCGAACGGGCGCAUCAGAAAAAUA